Messenger RNA from Xiphophorus hellerii (green swordtail), 2685 nucleotides. It is a transcript of the gene oacyl, whose product is annotated as O-acyltransferase like. The transcript is spliced from 14 exons. Gene Ontology annotation, molecular function: acyltransferase activity, transferring groups other than amino-acyl groups. Bases 24 to 2072 code for a protein of 682 amino acids. The record is from RefSeq and is a predicted model, not a curated record. NCBI's taxonomy places the organism in Eukaryota, Metazoa, Chordata, Actinopteri, Cyprinodontiformes, Poeciliidae.
GAAGAGGUCGAGUUGGCACUGAAAUGGCCCUUGGUUGGCUUGUGUUUCUUCUGUUAGUGAGCAACAGUGUUGCACUUGGAAACUCACUCAACUACAGUAUAUUGCAAAGAUGUAUGAAGGAUAUCGACACGUUCCUUUGGGAAUUAAACCAGGACAAGCCAAAGGAAUAUGCUGCUCUCAUGUAUGACUCCUUUGGAAAGAUGGGCAGCAGUGUUAAAGACGGUAACGUGAACCAGCCUGGUUCGCCGCAGCAGUGUCGCUCUGCCAUUGGCCCCAGCUUCUCUACACAGUACUGCCAGGUGUUCCUGAAGCAGGGAGCAAUGCAGUAUUUUGUGGGUAUUUGUGUUCCUGACUCAUGUGGGGUAGACGAUGUGAAGCAGCUGGUGCAGUGUGACAGACUUCAGCUUAACCAGAAGUCCCUCCUUAGUCCAUUACCUCCAAUCCUGACCAAUCAGUCUUCUCGGGAGCUAAUCAUGACUCACUGUAUGGCUGACUCAGUUGCUCUUGAUGCAUCAGACAUCGCCUGCAUGUGUGUGUGUUGUGUAAUGUUAGCCAUUCCUCUGGUGGCCACUCUGUUCACAGCCUUAAGAAGAUCAGAGCUGAGCAGCAAGGUCAAUCCCACAAUAGAGUUGUCCCAUUCAAACUUUUAUGGCACCCUGAAAACCAAUGGCUUGUCCAGCAAAGAAAUGAAUGGGGGCACAUUAGAGGAAAAUGGCAGAAUCGGCCCUGCUGGACAGUGUCUUUCUCGAAGCUGUGUUUCCAGCUGCUUUCAAGCACUCUCCUUGCAGACAACAAGCAUGGGAGUCCUCAGCACCGCCUCCCCUUCCCGAUGUGAAAACUAUACCUCUCUGAACGGCAUUCGUGUCCUCAGUUUGCUAUGGAUUAUAUGUGGCCACUCUGCACAGUUCCCAGUUAUUAACAACCUAGAUAACUACAAAACAUGGAGGAAAGCAGUUGAAAGCAGCCCGGUAUAUGUGUUCACCAUCAGCGGGCCUAUUUUUCUCGCUGUUGAUACCUUCUUAUUGCUGGGGGGUUUACUCAGUGCCAGGUCUUUGCUGAGCUCAAUCGACAAGGCAGAAGACAAUUUAAGUCUCGGUCUGGUUGCAAACUAUCUCUUCAAGAGGAUCAAAAGGAUUCAGCCUUUGCAUCUGUUUACAGUGUGUCUCACCAUCAGCAUCAUCUCUUUGGUGCGGUGGGGACCCUACUGGUUCCCAUUUGUUGAAAUGUUGAUGGACUGCAAGGCAUACUGGUGGGCUAAUUUACUGCUGGUUAGCAAUCUCCUACCAGUCCAUGAGAUUUGUAUUCCCUGGACAUGGUACUUGUCUCUGGACUUCCAGUGUUACGCCACAACCCCCCUGCUGGUCUAUAUUUAUAGACUUAAAAGGAGUGUGUUUGCUGUUGUGGUAGGAGGCCUUUUGGUGAGCACUACUGUGGCCAGUGCGGCUAUAACUGCACGCCUGCACCUUCCAGUCUUUCAACCAUCCACAAUAACAUCAGAAAACUAUGUUUUGCAUUACUAUGUGAAACCCUACACAAGAUAUGGACCGUUUCUAAUAGGGAUCCUAACAGGAAUAUACCUGACAAGAAAGAAAGAUCAACUAUUAAAGGAAAGGUGGCAAGCAGCGCUUGGCUGGUUCUGCUGUUUUUCUCUGAUGGUUUUGCUGAUCGGACUGGCCUACUUCCUGAAAGAAACCCCACCUUAUCCGUCUGUGGCUCAUGCUCUAUAUCAGGGGUUGCACAGACCAGUCUGGGCACUGACUGUGAGUUGGAUCAUACUGGCCUGUGAGGAGGGCUGUGGAGGUUUUAUCAAGACAUUCCUGUCCUUUGGUUUCUGGGUUCCACUUUCCAACAUUAGCUUUGCCUGCUAUCUGAUACAUCCCAUCUUCAUCAUCCUCUACAAUGGCAUGCAAGAGACGCCGAUCCACUACACAGACAUCAACUUUGUGAGAAUUUCAUCUUCAUCAUUUUUUUUAACAAAUCAACAUUCUUGUCUUCCUAUUCUCUUCAUAUUUUCACUCCAAUGGGUGUCUGUCCUCUACAGAUGUACCUGUUCCUCGGCCAUCUGGUGCUAACUCUGGCAGUCGGUUGUAUUCUCACUAUGUUGGUUGAGAAACCCUACCUCUUCCUGAAACCCAAAUGCAUCUAGAGAAUCUGCCUCGUUUAAUACAACACCAUUCACAUAUAUAUAUUGGUAUCCCUCGUAAAGAGUUGGCAAAAUGCUGCCAUAGAAAAAUCAUUACAGGCAAGUUGAGAUUAGUAGAUGUUUUCUUAUUGUUACUUAAUUUCUUAUGGAGAUCAAAACAUGUCUGCCUUUUUUCUUUGGUUUUUGCAUUUUCUUGUUUUUCACAUUUUGAAGAGUGUCUAAGAGAAGUGGUCAUCUUUAUAUUUACACAACAGCUAAACAAAAAUUCACUCACUAAAUGUUCCUCAACAUUCAAUGUAGGUUAUACAUUGCAAAUCCUUCAGUUGCAUUUAUGUUAUAGGUAUUGUUAGAUGUGCUGGUUGUCAUGGUACAGACUCUUUUAGAAAAAGAAAGCAAUUAAAGCUGUAGAGAAAAAAUAGGAAUGGGUAUGGAGAUAUGGGUAAUUAAUAUAAUUUGCACAAUACUGAGUAAUUCAAAUAAAAAACUAAUGUAACCUUUUAAGAUUUUUAGCAAUGUAAAAUAAAUAAAUAUACUGCAUCAAA